AUGCACUGUUUGUUUACCGAUGGGUGUGGCGCUCCCACAGCCGCGAAGCCGCACCAUGAAGAAGUCACACCAGUGGCGGUUCUUCGUGAUGAAAGCGAAAUAGCAAGCUCUCCGACAGAGCUGGUUUUCAGUGCAGACCCUGCCCUACCGGUAGCAUUUUUGACAUUCAGCAGGCCGAAUGGAGGUUCUGACGUUCUGGAGUUCACGUCACGGCCCUUAGGUUUCCGCAUCUCCCAGACCUAUCCCUAUACGGUCACGGACGUUGCAGCCGGGCCCGGUAGAUCUGCCCAGCCAGGUUGCAAGCUUCACGCCGUGGGCGUGGACGUCCAAGGCAUCCCUGGAGAAAUCUCCCCGUACUCCAGCACGUUCGAGAAGAUCGUGAAGCCAGUGAAGGCAGAGGACGAAGACUUUGUGGACGACGUUUCGCAGUAUCUCUCAGAGAAGCACUUCGUGCAGGAGCGGCAGAAGUUCCACAUGCGAUCCAAGUACCGCUUGGCCUACUACUUCCUCUCUCGCUUUGUGCGCACGAUCGAGGUCAUGACCGAUGGCAACCUGCACUACCUGCACUUCUGUCUGCCGGUGACCGCCAUGUGGUAUGUGUACGGCGAAGCGAAGCAAAACAUUCUGGACACCGUUCCCUUCAACUCACCUGACAUCAAAGCCCGCUACUUCAUCCGAAUGUGUUUUGUCGAGGGCGCCGGCCAUUGCAAGAGCUUACUCUUCAUGUCUAAGCGUUUGACCCACAAGAACCAUCAGCCCAACCCCUCCUACCUGUUCUCCUACAUACGAAGGGUGUCGAUCUCCACCGCGAGUCCAAGCUGA
Symbiodinium natans is the source of this 822-nucleotide messenger RNA. The record is from the annotation of a GenBank genome assembly. Lineage: Eukaryota; Dinophyceae; Suessiales; Symbiodiniaceae.